Molecule: messenger RNA, 1716 nt
Organism: Blastomyces dermatitidis ER-3
Lineage: Eukaryota; Fungi; Ascomycota; Eurotiomycetes; Onygenales; Ajellomycetaceae
Product: ankyrin repeat protein
Exons: 3
Coding region: 1-1716 (571 amino acids)
Molecular function (GO): protein binding
Source: RefSeq, a predicted model, not a curated record
AUGCCGGAAGGCAACGAAAAUGAUAAGAAACAAUCCCAAGUUUUGUCAAUAUUCUUCUCCCAAGCCCACGAGCUGUGUGCCCUGACGCGGUGUAUCAAGUUGUCUUUCACUUGCAAGGCUGCAGACGACGGCAUUGAGAGUCACUUUCUCCCAAGCCGGGUUAACCAGACCGAUGACAGGAGCUUGAUGAUGCUUUUAUUGACCGUGGUAUUGCCCGCAGGAGCAAUAUGGAGGAAGCAGCUCCAGGGCUCCCCUGAACACGUGACUCUAUGGUGUUGUUCGCGCUUCUACUUCGUCUACGCGUUGCUCAACCCCAAACUCUUCUUUUUGGCAAAGAGUACGGAGUGUAUUUGCAUACAGUCUGCAUACCUUGUCAAUCCCUACUCCAUCAAACUUGCAUUCCGAAACGAACCUUUUGUAUGGUGGUUAACGCGUGCAGAUCCUUUUCAUCACCGCUCGUCGAUGCUCAGCGCCUUGAUGGAGUCGAAUUGGAAUACAUUGCCGCAUGAGAUCCAAGUUCUCAUCCUCAGCAAGUUGCUCCCUACAUUUUGCAAUGGCCUUUUUGAGUCCUUGAAGGGUAUUAGUCAAUAUCUUCUUGUUUGCCGGCUAUGGAACGUUGAAAUUGGACGUCUCUUGGUCAAAUACCACUCCGCCGAGUGCCUUCUCAGCUCUGCUACCGAGUCAAUUGCCCUCAAAUCUAUCCAGUGUCAAAUUGCAGAGUGGCAGUCCACAAACAAGGAUGACGAACAUGUAAACAGGGCUGUCGACUCCAGGUUCGAAUUUACUUAUGGUUUACAUAAGCUUCUCGGAGUUGCGAUUGUUCGAGGAUAUAUGUCCUGCAUAAAUGUACUUUUAGAGAACGGUGCUCAUCAGCACGGGAGCAAGUUGGUAAUGUCGACAGUUUAUCAUUAUGCAGUUACCAGUGGCAAACCAAACAGAGCGGAAAUGCUUCAACUACUUAAUGCCCACUUUUUAGGUGGUCUCGACGAGGAAGACGACGAAGAUCUGAUGACACCGCUAGCCCAGGCCAUAUUUUCCAAUGAUCUUAUCUCCGUGGAGCAGCUCAUUCUGUUAGGAGCUAGGGUUUCGCAAGCUAUUAUUCGGGACUUUAGGAAGGGAGCCUUUGCUUACGCCAUAGAUUCAAACAACAUUACACUGUUGAAACUGCUACUGGCCAGUGGAGAGGACCCUGAUGAGGAAGAUGCAAAUAGCCAUUCUUCUCCUUCGAAGCUGGCCCUUGCGUUGAGUAACGACAAUGAGGACAUCAUAGAGUUGCUUCUUGACAGCGGCUCGCCUGUCAACACCCCUGAAAGGGUUGUACAGCCACUGGCCGUUGCUGUUGAGUGUUGCUCUCUCGACAGAAUAAAGGACCUUAUCGACAGGGGGGCAAAAGUAAACUACGCUGAUAGAUCUGGAAGAACGCCGUUGAGCCGAGCAGUUAGCUGCAGGGAUCUACCCAUCAUUCAGCUAUUGUUUGACCAUGGUGCCGAGAUCACCCCGGAGGCAUGCCAGGAAGCGCCGCAGAGAGGCUGUCCUCACGUCGCGACUCUUUUACUGGAGCAUCUCGCGAGAGAGGAACGGACGCUAAAGAUACAGUUGGGUUGGCAUCCGCCGUUCUCAAUCGGCGUGAAAGGUGCUAUGGAGUUAUUGCUAAAGGCUGGAGCGGAUCGGAGUGUUCUGAGAAACAUUCAACGGCCGCAGUACGAUGGGAUAUAG